Messenger RNA from Elephantulus edwardii (Cape elephant shrew), 750 nucleotides. RefSeq names its product DNA-damage-inducible transcript 4 (gene DDIT4). The transcript is spliced from 2 exons. The record is from RefSeq and is a predicted model, not a curated record. Lineage: Eukaryota; Metazoa; Chordata; Mammalia; Macroscelidea; Macroscelididae. The coding region runs from base 58 to 750 and encodes 230 amino acids. Gene Ontology annotation, molecular function: 14-3-3 protein binding. Gene Ontology annotation, cellular component: cytoplasm. Gene Ontology annotation, biological process: apoptotic process; response to hypoxia; negative regulation of TOR signaling.
CUCCCGUGCCUCCGCAUCCUGAGCUCAUCUGCAGACGUCCUGGCGUCCCUAGCCACCAUGCCUAGUCUUUGGGACCGCUUCUCGUCGUCAUCCUUGUCGUCCUCGUCCUUGUCUCAGACUCCCAGCUCAGAUAGCCAGCCGCGCUCCGCCUGGGGGUCAGCGGCCCGAGAGGAGGGGCUGGGCCGCUGCGCGAGCCUGGAGAACUCGGACUGUGAGUCCCUGGACAGCAGCAACAGCGGCUUCGGGCCGGAAGAAGAUGCAUCCUAUCUGGAUGAGGUAUCCCUGCCCGACUUCGAGCUGCUCAGCGACCCCGAGGACGAGCACUUAUGUGCCAGCCUGAUGCAGCUGCUGCAGGACAACCUGGCCCAGGCACGGCUAGGCUCGCGGCGGCCCGCGCGCCUGCUGAUGCCCGGCCAGCUGGUGAGCCAGGUGGGCAAGGAGCUCCUGCGCCUGGCCUACAGCGAGCCGUGCGGUCUGCGGGGGGCGCUGCUGGACGUCUGCGUAGAGCAGGGCAAGAGCUGCCACAGCGUGGGCCAGCUGGCCCUCGAUCCCAGCCUGGUGCCCACUUUCCAGCUGACCCUCGUCCUACGCCUGGACUCACGCCUCUGGCCCAAGAUCCAGGGGCUGUUCAGCUCUGCCAACUCCUCCUUCGUCCCGGGCUUCAGCCAGUCCCUAACGCUGAGCACAGGCUUCAGAGUCAUCAAGAAAAAGCUGUAUAGCUCGGAACAGCUGCUCAUCGAGGAGUGUUGA